Molecule: messenger RNA, 1398 nt
Organism: Amorphotheca resinae ATCC 22711
Lineage: Eukaryota; Fungi; Ascomycota; Leotiomycetes; Helotiales; Amorphothecaceae
Exons: 1
Source: RefSeq, a predicted model, not a curated record
UUGCAUGUUUCAUCGCCGACGCUCAAUGGUCACGGGUUGGAGAUUCUGGUGCUGGAGAUGGACCCGCCUUCGAUGGAUGCUGCACCUGGGGAGGAGGGAUUGGAGAGUGCGGCUUUGGUUCCAACCAUGGAGAUUCCUACCUCGAGUACUGGGAGAUACACACCAGUUACGACACCAGUUCACAAAGCAUUGGUGGUUGCAGAUGGCAUAGUGGGGGCUGCUUCGUUGAUCUCCCAACCCAUUGAUGUCGAACGAGAUAUCAUUGGAACAGCAGUGGAUCUCCGCAUAGAGAGUGACGACGCGGGCCUCCCCUUUCAUAUUGUCGAUAUUGCAACGGGAUCUAAGGCUCUGGAGCUCUUCCGUGAAAGCGUUGACAAUUCUUUGGAAUACGAACGAAAUUGGUACAAGUCUGGAUUGCCAGCCAUAUCAGAGUGGCUGAAAACUGGGACCUCCCGGACAGAAGGAACCAUGAAAAUGCCAUUAAAGAACUUGAUUGAGUCCAUCCUUCGCAAUGCUACUCUCGCAAUCGAAGCCGAGCAAUCACGCCAGCUAAACGCAGUACUCGUGGACAAGGUAUCAGCUUCAAAACUCGAUUCCCUCCGCGUCGGACUCGCUCAAUGGGCCGAACGUUCGCAUACCGAGCUCCGAGAUCAACUAGACAUUGCCUUUGGUGGCCAAAGAUGGAGGAAGCUGGGUUGGUGGAAACUUUUCUGGCGGGUUGAUGAUGUCUCCAUGAUAGCGUACGAUAUCCUUAGCCAGAGAUUCUUGAUCGAGGCUGAGAAGGAGAUCAUAUUCUUUGCUGGACGGCUAGAGGAAUCAGGGCUGUUCAAGGAGAAUUCUGUGCCAGCCAAAAUCAACUGGGCAUACAAACCUAUAUCCGAAGAGUGGGUUGGCUCAGGACCUCCGCCUCCUAAAAUCCAAGAUCUAGUUGGAUUGCCGAACGAUGAUGUGCCAGUCAAGAGUCCACCAAAGCCUUGGCCCCUCCACAUCCCUGCGGCCAGGACAUUCCUGUCUGUAGAGAGCGUUCCCGCGCUUCAGGCCUUGGCACAGAAGCUCGUUCUCCAAACUUUAACAACCUCAACAUUCACUAGCGCAUUGGCGGGGCUGAUGUACAUCUCCACGUUAUCUACUACUGUAUACGAGGCUGGUGCCAUUGCUGCAUUGGGCAUCGUCUGGAGCCUGAAGAGGAUGCAAAAGAAGUGGGAGACAGCCAGGAAGUUUUGGGAGGGGGAAGUCAGAGAAGAGGGGAGGAAAGCAGUGAGGGAGGUUGAAAGUGCUGUUGGAAACGCCCUCACUCAGACGACGGAUAGACCAGUGGACUCCAAUGGAGGCGAGGAGUUUAAACUGGCAAAUGAAGCUCUGAGGAAGGCAGAAGUUGCUCUUAAGUCUUGUAAAUAG